AACACAAGAGAGGGGGAUUAAAUAGUUGAAAAACAGUUUGUGUUUUUGGUGGUAAUGAAGGAAGAAAUGGAGGAAGCAAUGAGGAUGGUGAGAAGCAGUGGACAAAUUGUUCCUACUGCCAAAUACUGUGUUACAGGUGCCACAGGGUAUAUUGGUUCAUGGCUUGUUGAAGCUCUUCUUCAAAGAGGUUGCACUGUUCAUGCUACUGUCAGAGAUCCUGAAAAGUCAUUACACCUCCUGUCAUUGUGGAAGGGUGGUGACCAAUUGAGAUUUUUCCGCGCUGAUUUGCACGAAGAAGGAAGUUUCGAGGAGGCAGUAAAAGGAUGUGAUGGUGUGUUCCAUGUUGCAGCUUCAAUGCAGUUCAAUGUUAAUGAGAAAGAAAACAUUGAGAACUUUGUUCAAACGAAUAUAAUUGACCCUGCAAUCGAAGGAACCGUAAACCUUCUCAAAUCCUGCUUGAAAUCCAAUUCUGUGAAAAGGGUUGUUUUCACAUCUUCUAUAAGUACUAUUACUGCUAAAGAUAGCAAUGGAAAAUGGAAACCUAUUGUUGAUGAAUCUUGCCAAAUACAAACUGACACUGUUUGGAAUACACAACCAAGUGGAUGGGUUUAUGCACUUUCAAAGCUUCUCACAGAAGAAGCAGCAUUUAAAUUUGCUAAAGAGAAUGGGAUUGAUCUUGUUUCAGUUAUAACAAGUACUGUUGCAGGCCCAUUUUUCACUGCUAAUGUACCUUCAAGUGUUAAAGUUCUGCUGUCCUCGCUAACAGGUGAAACUGAAAACUACAAGAUAUUAUCUGCUGUAAAUGCACGAAUGGGGUCAAUUGCUUUAGUUCACAUUGAAGAUAUAUGCAAUGCACACAUAUUCUUAAUGGAACAUGCUAAAGCAGAAGGUAGGUACAUAUGCAGCACACAAAGUUGUACACUGUCUAACUUGGCAGCUCUUGUCUCCAAAGAGUAUUCUAAUCCAACAACACAAAGAAAGAGUCAGAAAUAUGACAAGGUUCCUACUGAAAUUUCCUCAAAGAAGAUAAAAGAUCUGGGUUUCAGUUACAAGCAUAGCCUUGAAGAAAUAGUACAUCAAACAAUUAUGUGUUGCCUAGAUUAUGGUUAUUUACCUUCAGUUUAGCUACUAGUCUUUCAAUGCCACUCUGUACAUGAUUCAAAGUAAUUGAGCUUUUGUAGUUUUUUCACAAAAAUAAAUAAGGCACUAUGGGUCUUUUAACUUAAUUUAAAGUUUGAAAUGUUACUUUUUUUCUUA
This is a messenger RNA of Medicago truncatula (barrel medic), 1257 nucleotides long. Its product is annotated as putative anthocyanidin reductase. The transcript is spliced from 6 exons. NCBI's taxonomy places the organism in Eukaryota, Viridiplantae, Streptophyta, Magnoliopsida, Fabales, Fabaceae. Gene Ontology annotation, molecular function: oxidoreductase activity, acting on the CH-OH group of donors, NAD or NADP as acceptor. The coding region runs from base 55 to 1125 and encodes 356 amino acids. The record is from RefSeq and is a predicted model, not a curated record.